This is a messenger RNA of Syzygium oleosum, 4148 nucleotides long. Its product is annotated as E3 ubiquitin-protein ligase UPL7. Bases 141 to 3641 code for a protein of 1166 amino acids. Lineage: Eukaryota; Viridiplantae; Streptophyta; Magnoliopsida; Myrtales; Myrtaceae. Gene Ontology annotation, molecular function: ubiquitin protein ligase activity. The record is from RefSeq and is a predicted model, not a curated record. The transcript is spliced from 15 exons. Gene Ontology annotation, biological process: protein polyubiquitination; ubiquitin-dependent protein catabolic process.
AAUUACGAAUAUCAAAAUGGAAGAAGACAAACGAUGGCAGGGAUGAUUCAAAUUGUAGUUGCAGCAAGAGCGAAGUCGCGAGAGAUGUGAUCAAGAACAGCAACUUCUUCUCCUUCCUCCUGUUGUUGGUGAUCUAGGUGAUGGUCUCAUCCGCCAUGGACCCACCUCGCAAACAACAGGUUUCGUUGAGGGGUGCGAGCGCCAGGGAGAUUACGAGGGAUGCUCUUCUGGAGAAGGUGUCUCAGGAGAGGGAAGCCCGGAGCUACGCAAGACGUGCCAACGCAGCUGCUCUGUUCAUUCAGAGAGUAUGGAGGCGUUUCUAUGUGACAAGAAUGGCAGCUUUGCAGCUUCGAGAAGGAUGGGAGACCUUGGUGGAUCAUCAAUCUGGUUUGAUGACCAGAACAUGGAUUUCUUGCAGCCUUUUGCGACCUUUCCUAUUCUUUGUUAGAUGUUUGUCAGUCCAGCGUCAGACUAUUCAACCCAGAGAUAUUGCCUGCAUGCAGAAGUGCUUUAAGAUUCUAUUGGAAAGUAUUCACUCUACUGAUCUGAGGAGAAACUUCUGCUGCUUGGCCAUCGGCACGCUUGAAGAGAGAAGGACCUGGAAUUAUCAGGCACAGAAGCUGAUCGCACUGUGCUCCUUCGUUCUUGCAUCAUGUGACACAAAUUAUCCUGGAUCAAAAGAUAUGGUUGUUCUUACCUCAUUAGCAAUGCGUCUACCAGUCGUCUUAACUGAUCUGAAUGGAUGGAAGAUUUUACCUCAGGAUCAUAUCAGGGAUGUCGAUCUAGCAGUCAAGAAUUUGAUCUGCUAUAUGGGAAGUAAAAGUGGGCUUUACAUAUCUGUUAGAAAGUACAUUAUGAAACUGGAUGUUCUUUUGCCAUCACAACAUGGUGGUAUGAUACAGACCGAAGAUAGAUUCUUGAUCACGGCAAGUGCCUUAACUUUAGCUCUCCGGCCAUUUCAUGAGAUAAAGUCCAAUAAAGAUGGACCAAGCCUUGUGGAUAUUCAGUAUGCUCCAAAACAGUACUGUAUAUCUCUCCUGACAAUUCCUUGGCUUCUUCAACGAUUACCAGCUUUUCUGGUACCUGCUUUGAAGCAUAAGUCUGUUCUUUCACCAUGCUUCCAGACUCUUCUGAUGUUGAGAGGAAAGCUUUUAUCCGACAUGUCAGAUAUUCAUCAGCAAGGGACUCUCUGUUGGCAUAAGGCAAUUCCUCCAGUUGGUUGGGCUCUUGCAAAUGUCAUAUGCCUAAUGACAGGGAAUGACAAUGGUUCUCUAGACACUCCGUUAUUUUGUCAAGAUGUAGAACAUGGAUUAUAUGUUCGAGUUGUUAUUACUCUAGCAGAGAACUUUUUGGAUUGGAUUGAUAAUGCUAGAUCCUUCAGAAAGGAAAAUCAGAGAUGUGAAUGUGACCGUGGAACUUUUGAGGGGUCCACUGAUUUAUCUAUCUUUAAGAGAGAGUCCAUAUUGGGGCUUUCAGAAAGGUCUUACGUGGACUUACUGAGGCCUGUUUAUCAUCAAUCACAUCUGACAGACCUUUUGGCUGUCUUGAGUACAGAUACGGGUGCUCAGCGAGCUGAAAUGCUGGCAUCGGAGAAUUUGGAUAAUUUGGGAAAGUUGGAACUGGUUCACAUUUCGUACUUCUACUCUUAUAUCCUCAGAUUAUUUUCUGUACUGAACCCUGUGGCUGGAUCAUUGCCUAUCCUUAACAUGCUAUCCUUUACUCCUGGAUUUCUUGUCAGCUUGUGGGGAUUGCUGGAAACUAAUCUUUUUCAUGGUUCCUCUGAUUGCGCAAGAGAUCAUCCAGGGAGCAGAAAAAGUGGCACUUCUGACGUAAGACAGCAGACAUCUAAGUCUGGUGGCGGUAAAUGGACCAGUGUACUGCAGAUAAUCACUGGCAAGUCUCAGGCCAGUACUGGUAGUGGUCUUACGGACUCGACUGAUUCUCAUAUUAGGUCUGGCCUGGUGGAUGAAGAUUCUUGUGAUGUGUGGGAUGUAGAGCUGCUGAGGUCUGGCCCUCAAGGUCUUUCUAAAGAUAUGUCUUGUCUGCUGCAUCUGUUCUGUGCAACCUAUUCGCACCUACUGCUUGUCCUUGAUGACAUAGAGUUCUAUGAAAAACAGGUUCCUUUCAAGCUCGAGGAGCAAAGGAGAAUUACAUCGGCACUCAAUACACUUGUUUAUAAUGGCUUAUCGCGUAGCAGUUGUCUGCAGAAUAAACCAAUGAUGGAGUCUGCAACCCAGUGCUUGCAUUUAAUGUAUGAAAGGGAUUGCAGGCACCACUUUUGUCCCCCUGAUUUGUGGCUUUCACCUGCCAGAAAGAGCCGGCCUCCUAUUGCAAUAGCUGCGAGAACUCAUGAUGUUCUUUCAACUAAAUCAGAUGAUUUAUUGUUGGUUUCCAGCAUGGGUUCUAUUAUCACAACUAUGCCACAUGUAUAUCCAUUUGAAGAAAGAGUUGAGAUGUUCAGAGAAUUUAUCAAGAUGGAUAAAGUCUCUCGAGUCAUGGCUGGUGAAGUAGCAGGGCCUGGUUCUAGAAAUAUUGAGAUAGUCAUUCGGAGGGGGAAUAUUGUUGAAGAUGGAUUUCGACAAUUAAACACCUUGGGUUCAAGAUUGAAGUCAUCUAUCCAUGUAUCCUUUGUCAGUGAAUGUGGACUUCCAGAGGCUGGUCUAGACUAUGGUGGAUUGUCUAAGGAGUUCUUAACAGAUUUGUCAAAAGCUGCCUUCUCCCCCGAGUAUGGACUAUUCACCCAAACCUCAACUGAAGACCGGCUUCUGAUGCCAAAUAUAUCUGCAAAGUAUCUCGAAAAUGGAUUGCAGAUGAUUGAAUUUCUUGGAAGGAUUGUUGGCAAAGCUCUCUAUGAGGGAAUAUUGUUAGAUUACUCUUUUUCACACGUCUUUGUGCAAAAGUUGUUGGGGCGAUACAGCUUCCUUGAUGAACUGUCAACACUUGAUCCUGAGGUUUAUAGAAAUCUCAUGUAUGUCAAGCACUUCGAUGGUGAUGUAAAGGAACUCUCUCUGGAUUUUACAAUUACAGAGGAAUCUUUUGGUAAAAAUCGUGUUAUUGAACUCAGACCAGGUGGCAGGGAUAUCUGCGUGACAAAUGAGAACAAGAUGCAGUAUAUUCAUGCAAUUGCAGAUUAUAAACUUAAUCGGCAGAUAUUGGCAUUUGCAAAUGCUUUCUACAGAGGGUUAACUGAUCUUAUAUCACCAUCGUGGCUUAAGUUAUUUAACGCAACUGAAUUUAAUCAGUUGCUUUCUGGUGGAUACCAUGAUAUUGAUGUCGACGAUUUGAGAAGUAAUACACGCUAUACUGGUGGUUAUUCUGAGGGAAGCCGGACAGUAAAACUUUUCUGGGAGGUAAUGAAAGGAUUUGAGCCAAAGGAGCGGUGUAUGCUUCUUAAGUUCGUGACAAGCUGUUCUCGAGCUCCUUUACUGGGGUUUAAACACUUGCAGCCAACUUUUACUAUUCAUAAGGUUGCUUGUGAUGUACCUGUCUGGGCAACAAUUGGAGGUCAGGAUGUAGAGAGACUUCCAUCUGCUUCCACAUGCUACAAUACCUUGAAGCUUCCCACAUACAAGCGUGCAAGCACGAUGAGAUCAAAGCUUCUUUACGCGAUUAGUUCCAACACAGGGUUUGAACUUUCUUAGCAGCUUUCUAUCCACACUGCCGCUUCUGAGUAUGGAGAUCUUGCCCUCAGUAGUGAGUAGCUUACCGUUCUCAGCAGGUUUUGUGACCAUGUCCAAGAGGGGCUGGUAGAUGUCGAAGACCACAAGUUUGAGACCUGGGAGCCUGUUCUGCAAACUCUGAGAUGUGCUGUUUAGUUUUUUAUUGAACAAAACCGCGUCUUGGUUCAAUCUUGCUACGCACUGGUCGCUUCCUGAUCCAAAGAGAGUUCUGGCUGCUGGCAAACAUCCAGUUGGGGGUAGGCUUGUCACUCCAAUCCUCCUCGCACCCAGUCCAUAGAGAUUCUGCUAAAGGUGAUUUUUGUGUUAUAAAAGUAUUUCCGAUUGUGUACAAAAGAUGUCUCCUUUCAUAAAUGAGUUUCCUAUAAGUUGUCUCAUAGAAAAAGAAACAGAAAACGAAAGGUUUUCCUGACGCUUGCUGUACUUUGGUGAUUAAUCAGUAUAUAAUACGAGUUUGUAAAAAUUGUUAGA